UGUUCUGUCCAUAGUUCCCAUCUGUCUCACUUGCCUAUGAGAAAGCAGAGAGUGAUAUUAUGCACAUUAAACCGCGAAACCCUCGCAAGGAUCGACUGGUGAAUGAGCAACUUGCAGCGUAUUCCUACUUCCAGAUCGGAGUCAUCCAGUCGUUCGCUGGAUUCACCGACUAUUUCACCGUGAUGGCUCAGGAGGGCUGGUACCCGCUAUUGUGUAUCGGACUCCGUGCCCAGUGGGAGGACCAGAGCCUCAACUCGCUGGAGGACAGCUACGGGCAGGAGUGGACAUACUGGCAGCGCCGCUAUCAGCAGUACACCUGCUACACCGUCUUCUUCAUCAGCAUUGAGAUGUGUCAGAUCGCUGACUGCCUGAUUAGAAAGACCCGCCGUCUCUCAAUGUUCCAGCAGGGAGUCUUCAGGAACAAGGUCUUGAUUUCUGCCAUCAUCUUCCAAGUCUUGCUCGGUAACUUCCUGUGUUACUGUCCAGGAAUGCCCAACAUCUUUAACUUCAUGCCCAUCCGCGGCCAAUGGUGGGUCGUCCCCAUCCCCUUUGGGAUCUUAAUAUUCGUCUACGACGAGAUCCGGAAACUCGGAGUUCGGAGACAUCCAGGAAGUUGGUGGGAUAAAGAACUCUAUUACUGACAGCCUCAUGAAAUAGACGAUGCCUCCCUGCCCGAUUUUACAUCGAUCUGCGAGAGUUGGGAACUCUAACGCCUCCUGCUGUUCUGUUUCAUGAGUGAAGGCCAUGUGUCCCAUACACACAGUUAUUUAUAAAGUAGAUAGUCUAUACUUAACCAUACCUUCAGCUCCUGCUGCUAGCUGCAUGAUUUUCUGAAAGCGAUAUGAUCUCCAGCGUCGGCUGUCCUGCGUUUAUUUACGCUGAAUAAAUUUCUUCCAAUGGAAAAUCUGCGCUGUAAUUCUAGAUACUCACCAGGCAUUCUCCUCGUGGGCCUGAGCUCCACACACAGAGGAUGGGCUGAUCUCGUGGUCUAUCUUGAGGGAAGGGAUGGGUCUCUGAGCUGAUCUGACACCAUAUGGGCUCAGAUACUCCAAGUACACACACAACUGGACAAACGCAGGGUCCUUCCUCACUCUUCCCCCCUCACUAUCGCACCGAGGGAUGGAUGGAUACGCAUGCAGCACUCUCCUGAUCAGAGCUACAACUCUUCAGUCACUGAGCUGACUCAAUCUCUUGAAUAAAUCCAUGACUGACUCUA
This is a messenger RNA of Rhincodon typus (whale shark), 1216 nucleotides long. RefSeq names its product potassium-transporting ATPase alpha chain 1-like. Gene Ontology annotation, biological process: intracellular sodium ion homeostasis; potassium ion import across plasma membrane; proton transmembrane transport. The transcript has 6 exons. The record is from RefSeq and is a predicted model, not a curated record. Gene Ontology annotation, molecular function: P-type sodium:potassium-exchanging transporter activity. Lineage: Eukaryota; Metazoa; Chordata; Chondrichthyes; Orectolobiformes; Rhincodontidae. Bases 60 to 641 code for a protein of 193 amino acids.